AGAAUUACUCAUCUUUGUGGGUGUGCAUGACAGGCCUGUGAUGGCUUUUCACACACAGCAAUAGUUUGCCUGCUUGUAAAGGGAAGAAGAUAAGAAUUUGCAUAAUACGCCUGGGAUGAAAUGAGGCACACAUGAGACAAAGUCCUCACAGCAGGACGACGUUUCAAAGGGAUUAAAUGCACUGUGGAGACCGCAUGAUUCGUCAUGAUCUUCUACAGAAUGGAUCAAAUGCUCAUCUGGGUUCUUGUCAUCGUGAUGGCGGCAGCAGAGGUGCAGGAAAAACUCUCACCCGAGUGUAAACAGUUCCUGUACAUGGGCACACUGCCUCGAGGGCUCGAGGAGCAGCCUUUAAAAAAGAUCUGCCAGGUCUAUAGGGGCAGCCCACGAUUUGUCACCCUGUACGACACCACCAGCCACAUCCCGGUUUAUUCUGCGUACACCUUCAAGCGUUCGGACGGCUUCAAGAAGGUCGAUGUGCCGUGGAUGUAUGAGCCACAGCUGUCUACAGUGUCUGAGUCAGGCGAGAUGCAACAGUUCCCUUCAGAAAAUGUCCACAAGAGCUUUGAGGAUGCUCAGGCCGUGCUUGAUGACUACUCUGACAGUGUAAUGUUUGAACGUGGUCAGCUGAACCCAGACGAGCACCAGGCCGACCCUGACGACAAAGCAUCCACUUACACCCUGACGAACGUGGUCCCCCAGGUCCGAGAGUUCAACAUCGGUCCCUGGAAACACCACGAGCACACCAUCCGCAGGAGGCUCAACAACUACUGCCGUGGCACCGCCUAUGUGGUCACUGGGAUCACCACCUCCGGGCACACAAUCCGACGCCACAACAUCAACCGCCUGGGCAUCCCCACCUACCUCUGGUCGGCCUACUGCUGCACCGAUUUUGACCACAAUGCACCGUAUUCUGAGCGCUCAAAGUUUCCUGCAUUUGCAGCUCAUGGGCUCAACGACAGGGAGGAUAACAAGGUUCAGGAGAUGACGGUGCAGCAGCUGGAGGACUUCCUGAAGAGGGUAACUUAUGUCAGCAGCUCUUUCCAGAUCUUCUAUGACAAUUGCGUGCCUCCUAAUAGUGCUAAUAGUGCCCUACACCUACCUUGAGAAGAUGGAGAUUGGUCCUUCUGAUUUAGUAUAGAUUGAUAUUUACACUAGUGUCAAUAAUAUUUAACAAUUAACAGCUAAAAAAAAGAAUCAUUUUAAUUAACAUAUACUUUAAUUUAUUCUGAAUUUUGCAGUUUUCUGGGGUACAUAAAACUUGUUGCUCACAUGUUUCAACUUGAUUUACAUUAUCCAAUUUACAGUUUUGCAUAGAAUUGCUCUAUGGCACCAUGUUUGCGGAUUAAAAUGUUAGUCACACAACUACUACUCCGACUUUUGUUAUGAUUGGACUGAUCUUUACUUAUUUUACCCAGUAUUAACUCAGUGUAGCAAAAUAAUCUCAGUUAAAAGGUCAAUUUACAAGCUUUUCUGAGCUCCGGUCACCAAAGAAUAUCUGAGGCAUGGGUGGAUUAUGAGACAACGGGCCUCUAGGCACAGAUGAAAAAGGGCUCCACCACCUUUCCUACAUAUAAGCAAGACACACAGGCUUUGUGGUGCUUUUGCCUCUUACGUUGUUGUUGUUGUUGUAUUUUGUCUCUUUAGCCUCUUUUACACUGCCUGUUCAAGGUUGGAAUAUCAUGCCGUUAUGUCGUCUCACAGUGAUGUACGUAUGAUGUAGGUUUGAUAGUGGAAUGGGGUGACAGAAUUGUCUCGGCUUUAAGCUGCAAAGGGAGGUCGUAACAGCACCAAAACAGUGUCUGUAUAACAGCAGCCAGCAGGAAGUGACCCUGGGCAGGAUAGGUGUGAUGUUCUGACAACAUUUUAUGCGUGCCACCCAUUGCCAGGAUAUUUAAAAGGUAGCUGCUAGCAGUUAGCAGCUAACUAGACACUCAGACUUUGUGGUGGUUUUGUGUCUUUUUGUAGUCAUUAUGCCUAUUUUUGGUGAUUUUGCCUUCCUUGGUGGUCAUUUUGUGUCUCCUUGUGGUAGUUUCAUGUCUUUUUGUAGCUGUUUGGGCCUUUUUGAUGUAAUUUUGUUUCUCCUUGUGUUUGGUUUGUGCCUUUUUUUUGGUUGUUUUGCCUGUUUUGUAGUUAUUUGGUGUCUCUUUGGAGCUCCUCUACAUCUCUUUGUGGUCAUUUUGAGAAUCUUCUUGGUUGAUAUGUGUUGAUUUGGGUGACAUUUUGCAAGAUAAGGCCACAUUAAGUCCCUCAGCCUGUGCCAUGUAGGCCCAUUCAGUAAUCCAUCCAUGAUCUGAAGAUGUAGUUGAAAGCUAAAAAAAAAAAUAUUUGAAGCCUUAAGCAUUCAUUUUAUUACAUAUACUGUCCGAAAUGGUAAAGACUGAUCCCUUAUAGUGUUGUCAAAAAUACAUAUUUAUUAAUACACAUCGAUUCGGAAUAUUUGAAACGAUUUCAAUAUUCAUUACCCGCAGUAUCAAAACAUCAGUACUAGUUGUACUUCGCCAAUCUUUUUUUAUUGUUAAUGUUUACUGCAGUCAUUCUGCUGACCUACAAGAUGUUGUUGUCAUGUUAUACCCUUGUUAUAUUUAUCUUUUAAUUUUUUUACCCUCAAUGUCAAUUCUUUCCUGUGAUAUCACAAAUGGUAAUAAAUAUCGAUAUUUUGAGAUAUUAUAUUGUUAGUUAGAAAAAUCAGCACUUUGUAACUUAAGUACAUUUUAAAACUUUACAAAUUCCCCAAUAUUAAUUACAACUUUAAUUAUGUUGUAUUUGAUGAGUCAUUAACCAGCUUUUGCUUUGCAUAAACUCACGAUGAAAAACCCAUAACCCUACAUGGUUGUACUCUCCUUCCACUUUAUCUCAUGUUAACUUAUCCACUUAAUGACUGUGAGCUACACCUGCCUCUGCAGGCCUUUUGUUCAGCACAGACUGAUUAGACCAACAGUUUUACAUUUUCACACACAGCCUCCACUACUGAGCACUUAUGAAGAGACACCCAGGACAAAUUCAGGACAAACUGAGCCAAAUUCUUAUUUUGCAUUUUAGUUUUUUGAUCGUAUACAUCAAGUGUGAAGAUUAAUUUCAACAUUUGAAGGGACAAAUAUGAAACCGGAAGGUUUUGGGUCGGCCCACAGGAAAUUUUGAGCAUCAAACACUUAAUUUCCUGCAUUCUGGUAUUUUUUUCUACACCAAAUUAAGAUGGAAAUGUAUUUAAUUUAAUCAAAAAUUAAAGUCCUCUGCAUUUUCAAUGGAUGACAAAUGCAUGUUCUAAAUAUUGAGUGGGAACAUGUGCCAUGCAUCCCCCUCCAAAAUCUACACCUAUGCUAUACAUAAUAUAUAAAGAAUAUUCACACAUACAAGUAGAGAGUUUUAACUUGUCAAUGAAUAAUAUGAAUUUGUGUUUCCCUGCUAAUCAUCAUAGAAAACAUAAAUAACUUGCAUUUCUUUCAGUGUCAUCUCUGAAUUUUUUGUAAUAAUGCUCAAACUGUGCUAUUAAAUGUGAACUACAAAACCAAAAUUAAGAUUAAAUAAAGUGGAAUAUAUAAAUAAAAAUGAUAAUCUUUCUUCCCUUUUGUGACUUUGUGCAUAAGUAUUAUCUGUCAGACUCUGGUCGACCUCUUUGGUUCAGCUGGUCACAGCUGCUAUAAACAGCAUCAAAACAUAAAAAAACAGGAAAAUGAUCCAAAACUGGGAGGGCAGACACAGCCCCAGGGUGACUGAUGUGAUUAGUAACCGCAUUUAGUGUGAGAGGAGAGCUGCAUCCUGCCAGCUGGCUGAGGCCACAGAGCCAGAUGGUCAGCUCCACUGUUUUGAACAGCAGCAGACUGAAAAGAGCCCAAAAUACAUUUCACAUCCUUAAUUGGAUGCACUCCUCGCUUUGACGGCCAGCAGAGGGAGACAGUGUUUAUGUAAUGUUUAUGUAGAAAAGACAAAACUGGAACAAUCUUCUGUUUUGAUUAACAUAAAGAUGGAAAGAGGUGUCUUCAUUUCAUUCAUCAAAAAACCCUUAUGCAAAUAAAACAGCAGGAUAUUGACAAUACCUGUGUCGUAAUAAAAGACAAUCACAGAGGGACUAUAAACUCAACAUUUUUAAUUUCUCCAAGUGUUUUUUUUUCCUUAAUUCACUCAUUCAGGUCAAAGUUAAAAAAAAAUUCAUAUUUCUGUGCAAAGAGGUCAUGCUGAGCACCCUGUGCAUGACACAGCAGCACCCUGAAUGCACAGUCUAUUUUAAUCAUUGUCAAAGUUUGCUGAAUCAUUGCAGCACAGAAAAACUUUAGAGCAAGUAAAAACCUUCUUAAAAAAAAAAAAAAAAAAAAAAAGUU
Molecule: messenger RNA, 4316 nt
Organism: Epinephelus fuscoguttatus (brown-marbled grouper)
Lineage: Eukaryota; Metazoa; Chordata; Actinopteri; Perciformes; Serranidae
Product: endonuclease domain-containing 1 protein-like
Exons: 2
Coding region: 205-1104 (299 amino acids)
Molecular function (GO): hydrolase activity; metal ion binding; nucleic acid binding
Source: RefSeq, a predicted model, not a curated record